Bursaphelenchus okinawaensis is the source of this 370-nucleotide messenger RNA. Lineage: Eukaryota; Metazoa; Nematoda; Chromadorea; Rhabditida; Aphelenchoididae. The record is from the annotation of a GenBank genome assembly.
AUGACCAUGAUCAUGACUAAGUCUAAAACCAGAACCAUGAUUAGGGUCAGAACCAAGACUAAAAUCCGGACCACGAAUAAGAGAAGGACCAGUUCCUAGGUUAAAAAGGAGAUUACGACCAGCACUAGCAGCAAGGCUAACAUGCGGAUCAAAGCCUGCUUGGGUUAGGGAAAAGGCUAAGGCUAGGACACUUGCUAUGGCUAUGGCUAUGGCUAAAGCUAUGGCUAUGGCUAUGGCUAUGGCUAUGGCUAUGGCUAUGGCUAAAGCUAUGGCUAUGGCUAUGGCUAUGGCUAAAGCUAUGGCUAUGGCUAUGGCUAUGGCUAUGGCUAUGGCUAUGGCUAUGGCUAUGGCUAUGGCUAUUUAUGUUUGA